AAUGCAUUCAAUACUGAACUUAAAAGAACGCAAUGUGUCCAUUUGUUUUCUACUUCGAUAACGUCAUCUUCCCCCAGUCCUUUCGGCGGUGUUUGAGUUGUUGGUUUUAUCGAUUAGAAUUGUGUUGCAGUACAGCUGUUCUUUUUGUACCUUAAUAUUUGCUCGCACCGCACGAUAACAUAAAUUUCAGCUGUUUAUCGGUUCUCUUUUGUAGUUGUUUCAGUAAGGCGAACAAGGAAGCUGAAAGAUAGAACAAUACAUUUGGCACGAAAUGUGGCUGUUACCGUACAUGGCCGUCUCCUUACUAACAAUCUUACAGUUCUUUGUUGUAUUUGCGUUCUUCGCCAAACGGCGAAGACGAGCGCGGAGCCGUAAGAAUACCGCGUUUGACGUUUGCGUAAGGAUUAACCGCAUUUCUGGGUCAUGUUUUCGCUAAAUAGGCUACAGUUCCACUAUUUCCUCCCACACAUACUUCACGAUCAGACGAGUCACUGGCGAAGGCGAUAUGCCAGAUUGUAGAACCAGGCUAGAAACAUUUGGCCCGUCAAAAUGUGUCCGCGUAAAACAUUGCCGUGUUCAUUUUACGCACAGAUAUUAUGCCACACAAAUAGUCUACAGUUAUCCGAUUUCAGAACUGUCGUGUUGUACUGGGUCUAAUAUAAAGCGUAGAUAGUUUCGAAAAGUUGAGCUGCCUUUUCCCUGUGAGUUAUGCUGGGUGCCAUUGGGUGUAUCUCGAAGACGCAAUGGCUUUGGUUUGACAGACUUGCACAAUGACCUCGGUGAUUCCAUGCUUGAUUUGCUCGUGAAUGACUUGGUUACUUGGUUAAAGUGGGAGAAAGGAACACACAGUGACAUGACAUGAACUAGGCUUAUUACACAAUCACUCGGGUUACAUGAAUAACUGCUGCGCUUGGUGGCCAUCGCUGCAACACUUUUUUGGAGGGAAUAUUGUCGAGAACAGAGCUGUCAUCAACUGACAAGACUGUUGCCCAUUAGUCUGUCCGUGUCCGUGUUCUUCCAGCUCCAUCUCCGGUGCAGAGACAUCGAGUGGAGAGACCUCUAGGAACGCGACGCCUGAACGCUCCGCACGCACCGCACCGCACCGCACGUCGUCCUGAGUCAUACUUGGUGACCUCUGACCUCUGUCAAGGAGUAACUUGUUUUUUUGGCGACCCUGCCCUGCUUCUGUUCACCUUAGGCCCCUCUCUCUCCGUCUGGACUCGGCAUUUCAAUGCACGUCAUGGAUAACCUGUAGCCUCGGCAAGUUGGCAACAAAACAUUUGUGAUCAAGACCAAUGGUUUUGCAGUGUCCACCACUUUCUUUCUAGACCCUGUUAUGUCAUUGCUUCAGCUCUUUGGAGUAAACAUGUUGAGUUGGUAAUUUAACUCGUUUUUUUGGCGCUUUCACAUCCCUCACAAUGGCUACCAACUAUUCAAAGCAAAGACUUUCCUGCAUCUUGACCGUGUAAAUAAUGUAAUUUAACCCAUUUUUUGCCCCUCAAAUGCGCUGUGGAUUUGCCACGCUAAUGGCGAUUUGUUUUGUUUUGUAUCCUGUAUUUUGCCUUCAUUUCUGUGACUGCCUCAAGACCUAACUGUGCUCUGGUAUUGGGAAGCCUGAACAUCAGAACACAGCCAUGGGUAAAAAGCGGAUUUCUCUGUUUCUCUGCCGUUAAACAAGACGCUGCUCAUUCUGCUCUGGAUACAUCUCCUCCCCCUUGAGAAGAAAAGUGUGACUCUCUGCACCGCUGAAACAGGAGGCAUCCAUUCCUAAACCUCAAACUUAGUUUAGAAAGGACUCAGACAGUUGUGAGUGACCGGUCACCUCUACUGGACUAACUGACAGCCAGCAUCUGAACUGUUGGCAUAAUGGAUCCUGCACAGAUCAGCAGCAGCAGCAGCAACAACAGGCAUGCCACAAUAUCCAUCUCUCUAGGUGGAGACUGAGUAGUAAACCCCCCCAAACCAGAGACGGGAACCUGCUCAGUCUUGGCUCAGGAAAGGAAACAGCCUCGUUGUCCUGACGGAUGCCCACCAGACUGUGGUCUGUGAUCCAUGGUCCAUUAGGAUAUGACAACGUCACCUCACCAUAGAACUUAACUUCUCAGCCCCCACGUCGUUUCCCCGGUGACCAAUCCAAGAACCUCAGUUCUCAGGGUUUUUUAUUUUAUUUUAAAUCAUCUCUACCCUUUCUGUUGCCCAGUCCCUUUGCUCCUCGCACUCUUCCGCCCUCCUCCUCCUCUAUUAUAUUUUUCCAUCCCCCAGUUUGUUACUGAGCCCUUGCUCUUCUUGCCAUUGCGCUGGCGAGCGGGGGGGAGGAUGCAGGUGCCGCCAGCAGGGGGUCGUCGUCGUUGUCGCCGGCAACCGUAAGGAGGAGGAUGUACAACUCGUGCACGCCGCCCGCCGGCAUGACGGAGUGCAAGGCAGAGGUGACGCCGUCCACGCACAACGGCCACCGCGUCUUCAGCUACACGCUGGAGAGCCACACGGCCGCCGCCUUCGCCAUCAUGAACGAGCUGCGGCUGGAGCGCCAGCUGUGCGACGUCACGCUGCGCGUCAAGUACAACGACCUGGAGGCCGUGGACUUUGUGGCGCACAAGGUGGUGCUGGCCUCUUCCUCACCCGUCUUCCGCGCCAUGUUCACCAACGGCCUGAAGGAGUGCGGCAUGGAGGUGGUGCCCAUCGAGGGCAUCCACCCAAAGGUGAUGGACCGCCUGAUCGAGUUUGCGUACACGGCCAGCAUCUCGGUGGGUGAGAAGUGUGUGAUCCACGUGAUGAAUGGCGCCGUGAUGUACCAGAUCGACAGCGUGGUGAAGGCCUGCUGUGACUUCCUGGUGACGCAGCUGGACCCUAGCAACGCCAUCGGCAUCGCCAACUUCGCCGAGCAGAUCGGCUGCACCGAGCUCCACCAGAAGGCGCGCGAGUACAUCUACAUGCACUUCAGCCAGGUGGCAACCCAGGAGGAGUUCUUCAACCUGUCCCAAUGCCAGCUGGCCACCCUCAUCAGCCGCGACGAGCUCAACGUGCGCUGCGAGUCCGAGGUCUUCCACGCCUGCGUGGCCUGGGUGCAGUACGACCGCGAGAACCGCCGGCCGUACGUGCAGGCCCUCCUCCAGGCCGUCCGCUGCCACUCGCUCACGCCUCACUUCCUGCAGCUGCAGCUGGAGCGCUACGAGUGGGACGCCCAGUGCAAGGACUACCUGGCGCAGAUCUUCCAGGACCUCACGCUGCACAAGCCCACCAAGUGCAUCCCGUGCCGCACGCCCAAGGUGCCGCAGCUCAUCUACACGGCCGGAGGCUACUUCCGCCAGUCGCUAAGCUACCUGGAGGCCUACAACCCGUGCACGGGCGCCUGGCUGCGGCUGGCCGACCUUCAGGUGCCCCGCAGCGGGCUGGCGGCCUGCGUCAUCAGCGGCCUCUUCUACGCCGUGGGUGGACGCAACAACGCGCCCGACGGCAACAUGGACUCCAACACGCUGGACUGUUACAACCCCAUGAACAACUGCUGGCUGCCCUGCGCGCCCAUGAGCGUGCCGCGCAACCGCAUCGGCGUGGGCGUCAUCGACGGCCUGAUCUACGCCGUGGGCGGCUCGCACGGCUGCAUCCACCACAACAGUGUGGAGAGGUAUGACCCCGAGCGAGACACCUGGUCCCUGGUGGCCCCCAUGCAGACGCGGCGUAUCGGUGUGGGCGUGUCGGUCAUCAACCGCCUCCUGUACGCGGUGGGAGGCUUCGACGGGACGCACCGGCUCAGCUCGGCCGAGUGCUACAACCCCGAGAGGGACGAGUGGAAGGAGGUGGCCUCAAUGAACACUGUCAGGAGCGGGGCAGGUGUUUGUGCUCUUGGCAACAACAUCUACGUGAUGGGCGGCUACGACGGAACCAACCAGCUGAACACGGUGGAGCGCUACGCCGUGGAGACGGACACGUGGAGCUACGUGGCGUCGAUGAGACACAGGCGGAGCGCGCUGGGAGUCACCGCCCUGCAUGGCCGCAUCUACGUCAUGGGCGGCUAUGAUGGCAACACGUUCCUGGACAGUGUGGAGUGCUACGUCCCGGAGACGGACACGUGGUCGGAGGUGACCAAGAUGACGUCGGGCCGCAGCGGUGUGGGAGUAGCCGUCACCAUGGAGCCCUGUCAGAAGCAGCUCAGCCAGUGCAGUCACCAGAAGCACUAGUGCCUCUCCUCACCUCACCUCACCUCUCCUGUAAGGCCUUCUUUUGGGAUAGGAUAGUGAGAGAGGGAGAAAGACGGGAAACGAGUGGGGAGAGAGAGAGAGAGAGAGAGAGAGAGAGCUGGGUAAGGAUCAGCAAAGGACCUCAGGCUGGAAGGGAACCUGGGUCGCCGGCGGCGUAAUGGCAUCUUGGCCCAUCGAGCCACCUCGCCACCCUCUCUCGGCCCUUCUUCACACCCAGGCCCUUGAUUCCCUACCACCAAUGCCCUCUCUCCAAAUCCAGAUUUUUUUUUUCUUUUUACACUUUAUUUGAUAGGACAGUGUGAGAGGUUGACAGGAAGCGAAUUUGGAGAGAGAGACGGGCAGGUUGUUGCCGGCAAAGGACCCGGGCUGGGAAUCGAUCCCGGGUCAGCCGCAUGGCAGGCGAGUGCCCCACCGGUUGGCCAAGGCAGGGCCUUACCUGCCCUCUCUCCGAAUUGAACUGUCCUGCUGUUCCUUUGAGCUCAGCGUCCUUCCCUCCCCCUCUUUCUCCCUUCUCUCUUGUUUUCCCUCUGUCUGUUCAUCAUCCUCUUGACUUGGGUGCGUACUCCCACACGUCAAGCCUCGAGCCCCAAUCACUGCAUUUGCGACGGUGCAAAUUCAAAAAAAAACAUCAAAAUUGAUAGCAGCGCACCUACCAGGGCACAGGACAAAUUUCUGCUAACCAGAAUGCAUAGUGAUUUUUCAUUCAUUGCACCUUGUUUUGUUUAGAUUUUUUUUUCUCCUUUAAAAAACCAAAAAAAAAGAAAAAUAUUUUUUUGUCUUUUUGACUUUAUUCAUGAUAGUACAGUGCAGAUGGUCACAGGAAGCGAGUUGGGAGAGAGAGAGAGACGGGGAAGGCUCGGUAAAGGAACCGGGGUCGGCCACAUAGCAAAUGAGUGCCCUACCAUAUGCGCCACAGUAGGGCUUUUUUCCCCUUUUUUGAGCCUCAGCAAUGCUGUGAUCGUCCCUUGGCCAUAACUGCUGUUCUCAUCACAGGGUAACGGGCGGCCCACCUCCCCCCCGCCGCCUCCAGAAUAGUCUGAAAGGGCUUCUCUUGGAGAGCGCCCGGUCCAGUCGGCAUUGAGAAGAACCCAUUGAGUUCCUACAACCUCAAGAUGAGGCUUUAUUUUUUCAUUGGGUGAAUUGCUUACUCAGUCGAGGAUGAGAUCCCAAAGCGCACUUAGUGUGGUGUCGGGCACGAGACGGAAAUCAUGAGGGCUUUUUCACAGUUGAACAAAACUGAAGAAAAAAACCUGAUCAAAAAACUGAUCAAAAUAAGACUAUGCCAUGUGUGUGUUCUCCUGACAGAUUGACCUGUAUUCCGAUCCUUCUUUUCUUGAUUUCUUUUGGUUUUUGUUUGUCAUGUCACGUUAUGUCAUGUCCAACAUGGUCUCAGGUUUGUGAAUGAGCUCCAAGAGUUCAGUGUCUCAUCAACCAAAUGGAAAGGCCUGCUCAAAAACAAAAACAAUACGCUGUGCUCAGUUGUCUGGUUUCAUCAGUUUGGUUUAAGGAAAUGAACAUUUAAAACCAAACUUUUGAGGGCUUCUUCUUCUCUCAUCUUUGUAUUUCCUUUCCACACCUCCACCUCCUCCUCCUCCUCCUUACCUUCACUAUUGCGAAGUGCCAUUACCUGUGCGACUGUGCACUACCAGUAUAUGAUCCACACUCACUCUGCCACACACAGAGUGCGUUACAAUAUGCGACCUUGCCUCCUCCACUUGUGCUUGUUUCCUCGCAGCGCCUCCUAGCCCCUCCUCCGUGCAGAAAACGAUGAAGUUUCCCAGCUGUCAGUCGAGCCGCAACAACUUUUGAGGGACUGUUUUUCACUCACCAUCCCAAUUGCAAAUGAGAAAAAGAGUUUACAAUUGAGCUUUUGCAAGAUAAUGAAAUAUAAUGCUGUUGUCAGUGAUGUCAUCAUGACAUAUUACUUCCUGGUACGAGAAGACGAGCACAAGUGGAGGAGGCAAGGCCGCAUAUUGUAACGCACUCCUAGAUCCAUUGUGACAAAGAUCGAUGGAAACAAAAACCAUCGUGAGGUUUUCCCUUCUUCGACCAAGACCCAAGGAGAAAAGGACGUUCUUGCUGCUUGUCAUCCAUUUGUACAGAUGCAGCUAAUAUCUCUGAAGCCUCUCAAGUCUUCCACUACCAGCACCAAAUGUAGCGUCGGCGGGCACCACUAAUAACAGGGGUGCGUUUCUGGAAAUUGCUAACUUUGUCAGCUACUUUGUUGGUUGCAAUGCAAUUUCCCAUUGGCAACUACCGAAGUUGCUAACUGCUAACAGCUACGCUUUCCAGAUAUGUACCCCAGAGCUGUUAAAGAAAAGUAAGUAGAAGUUGUUAAGAAAGUGAAACCCCUGCUACGUUUUCCAUCCAACCUGCUCAGAGUCACCUGAUUGGACCGCAAGGCAGGUAGAACAGUGUAAAGUGUCGAGGCCAGCUAGCAGAGUGUGGUGUGGAAUGUUAGUAAACCUCUCUCCCAUAGCCUCAUACAGUCAGGGGUGUAGUGGGCGUGGUACGUAGGGGUACGCAGUCCACCCACUUCUCCUGAGGUGAGAUUUUUUUUUUUUUAAAUUUUUAUUCUGUCCGUGCUUGAAUACAAAAAGGGGGUUGACAUGAUAAGUUGGCUAAUUAAUUGAUGACGUCACAAAUCGCGUAUCCCCACUUUAAAAAUCCCCACUAAACCACUGCAUACAGUGGGCAUUUCUCAAAACCUAGUGCAGUGCACUUCCAAGUGUUUCAGCCUAAUUAGUCACGCCCAGUGAUUGGAUACUCUUUGGUGAACUGUAUGGAAUAUCAAAUCACUGGGUGUGACUAAUUAAGAGUAUCCAAUCACUGGGCGUGACUAAUUAGGCUGAUACACUUGGAAGUGCACUGCACUAGGUUUUGAGAAAUACCCAGUAUUGGUAGCGCUGAGGUGUGGGAUCGGUCCUUUAGCUCAGCGGGUAUCGUGCUGUAGCCUCCCAUGCCUGAACUGAGUGUUGACCAGGAGGUGGCGGGUUCGAGCCCCGAGUUGCGGACUGCGCAGGAACACUUCAGUUACACUGGUGCUGCGGCGCUGACCCGGGAUGGGAGUAAGGUUUAGGGGGGUGAGUGUAAUAGAGGCCAACUAGCAGUGUGGCAUUGAGCGUUGACUAGGAGGUGGCAGGUUCGAGUCCCAAGUGGCAGACUGCGCAGGAACACCUUGGUUAUAUCAGCCAUGCAGUGAAGUCCCCUGUAGUGCAAGGGAAACGUGCCGGGACAGGAGUCGAACCGGCAACCUUUGGGCUACAUAUCGGACGCCCUAACCGCUUAGUUACCCAUGACUGCCCUAGGAAACGUGGCAGGGUUUUUUAACUUUCUUUGACAAACUUUUUUGACAGCUCAUAGUGUGUGAAUGGCGCUGCCAGAAGACGGCCCCGGAUCUGAUCUUUCCAUUUACUUCAAGAGACGUGAAGAAGAAAAAAAAACUUCACCACACUGAAACAAACCACACUGACCUCCUCAAUAAAACUUCUGGGCUUUUUGUUUUUUUACACAAAUGCAACGACCUCUGAAAUUACCUUCAUUUGAUUUUUUUGUCUUUUUCUAAAGAGACUUCAAAUAAAUAUUUGUGAAUGGACAUGGAAACAGUAAAAAAAAAAAAAAUAAUAACAAAGGAAUCGUAUUUGUAACAGCAGUUUAAGCUAGUAUUUUUUCCAAGACGUUUUGUACAUUGAUAUUACACAGUCUUGUACAGUUCUAACGCUUCAUAUUUUUUUUAUUUAUUUGGGGGUUUUGGCCUUUUAUUUUUCUUUUGCUUGGACUUGGCUCACACUUUGUAACGAAUAGGACUGUUGAAUUUCUCUCUGAGCAUGUUGUAUGUAGAAGAUGCCAGCAAUGUAUGCCUAUUCGGCAUUUAAUUUUGAAAAGGGAUGCCUUUUAGUAGGUAAAUAUUAAAGAAUUGUUUAAAGAUUGCUUUGUAAAAAAAAAAAAAAUACGGCCAGACACUGUACAAAAGCAUAAUAAACAUUUUUAUUGUGAAGCGA
Engraulis encrasicolus (European anchovy) is the source of this 8197-nucleotide messenger RNA. It is a transcript of the gene keap1b, whose product is annotated as kelch-like ECH-associated protein 1b. Gene Ontology annotation, molecular function: protein binding. Lineage: Eukaryota; Metazoa; Chordata; Actinopteri; Clupeiformes; Engraulidae. The record is from RefSeq and is a predicted model, not a curated record. The transcript has 8 exons. The coding region runs from base 2376 to 4175 and encodes 599 amino acids.